Molecule: messenger RNA, 5395 nt
Organism: Pogona vitticeps (central bearded dragon)
Lineage: Eukaryota; Metazoa; Chordata; Lepidosauria; Squamata; Agamidae
Source: RefSeq, a predicted model, not a curated record
GGAGGGGAAAAAAAAGCCUUUUCCAAGUCAUGCAAGUAAGGAUGAGAAGGGAGGAAGCUGCGGAGCGUCUGCUGAUUCUGAGAGCUCGCCCUUCUUCCCGUGUAAGAUCUACUGGGAAGUUGCUUUUCAACAAGUUGUUACACUUCUGAGACAUAUUAAAUCAGGGCUCUACCUGAUGAGUAAGACUCGAUCUACUGUCUGUGAAAUGACUGACCAUGUUCCCUGUGAGAAGUUUGAGGCCAAUAUAUUUGCCAAGAACCGGUGCCAGAACUGUUUCCGAACAGUCGCUGCUCACCAGCAUGGUCACCAGGAAUUGGAGGAACAUGGAGUGAAAGCUCCCAACUGUGUUGCUGGUGCAGAUGAAUCUAUUCCCCGUGACCCAUUGGAUCCCGUGUGCAUUUUAGUGCCCCAGUGUGAGCUCUAUGUCUGUGUAGGCUCAGAGGAUAGAGCUGAAAGUUGGAAAGAAAGCUUGGAGUACACCCAGCUCAGUUGCAGAGCUCAAGACAAACCUGAAGAAGCCAGAACGUGCCUUGACACCAACAUCACCCCAUGCAUUGAUACAGAAACGAAUGACACACUGGGCAGGGACUGGGAAAUGACCAGGAUCCUUGACAGCAUUUUGGGAUCUGAUAAAGAAGGCAUGAUGUACUAUGCAGGCCAGAAGCAAGAUGUACGGCCUGAAAACAUACCCUCAGAUAGACCCAGAUGGGCUGAGGCAGUAUCUUCUGGAAAAACAGAUUCUUGGAGCUGUCUGAAAGCAGGAUCUCGAGCGGUGAGCCAGGACCACGGGGAUGGCAAAAGGAAGCAUCAAGCGGAGAGUGGCUAUUUCUCUCUGGAGCGACGGAAAUCGGAGCCCAGCCGGGCUUCAUCCCCUCCCCGCGUGAGCUGCAGCACUCUCCCUGCGUGGGGUGAGGGCCCAGGAGUGGGAGGGUGGCCCACUUCCUCUGCCACCUCUGCAGAUUCGGACCUGGGCUGGCGCACUAGUGGCAGUGGCGGUGAGGGUAGGCACGGGCUGAUGAGGCAGGAGUACACCGCCUUGGCAGAUCUGCCGAAGCCCAAGCGGCUGAACCACCGGCAGGCUUUUGAAAAAGACUACAGUGGCUCUCGCACCCGAAGUCCUGGCCGGGCGGAAGUGGAGCGGAUCUUUGGACCUGAGCGCAGGAAGUCGGAGACACUGGAGGCAUUUCAAGCCCUCGAGGAGGGCCUCUUGGAACGGCUGGACAGUAAGAGCUUGAAGCUAGCCAAGGAAGGGCGGCUGGUCAGAAGGCAGUCGAGCCCCACUUUGCGCAGAGAUGUGAGCAAGAGACUUCCACGGGACUCUGCCCAGCCCAGCAGAAGUGGAGGAGAGUCCCUGCGUUCAGGGAGACCUGAUCAGCGACAGGAAAGAAUCAGGAGGAGUCAAGGCCAGACUCUGCACUCAGGAAAUGCCCCUCAGCACCUGGAAAGGGAGAGUCGGAGCAGAGGGGCGACCCCGCACUCCAGUGCCCCAGUUUCCCAGCGAGCAGAGAGAGGUGGGGGGAGACGAGACGAACAGACUCGCAAUCUGAGAGGUGGUGGGGAGAAGGCUCCCCUUCUUCCUGGGGGUCUCAGAAAGGAUAGUAGUAGACCAAGCCAGCUGAUGGAGACCAGCCAUUCCAAGACCUCAGGGAAGACCACAGAGACAAAGUGGAAAAGCUGCUUGAAUGCUUUGCAUGUUGCCAAUCCUGCAAAGAGUUUGGAUACAAGUGAUGCGGGCCACAGAAGGCUACUGGAGAGGUCCAAAGAGAGUGACCGGAAGGCCCGUGGCAAACCUUUGCUCCCUGUAGGUAUAACUGAACGUCUGAGGGAGGACAUGAAAGACUGCCAAGAAUGUAUACAUGCUUUCAGCCUGGGGAGGGGAGCACCAGCUGGAGGGAAAGAUGGGCAGACAGUGAGUCCUCCAAGACUCCAAGAGGUUCGUUGGGGAAGCCGAGGAGAGACCAAGCGCCCCCUCAGUCCUGGAAGAGACACAGGUAUUGGUGUGAGAAGCCAUGGGGAAGCUAUUGGGAUGUUUGGGCCAGAAAGGUGUCCCAGUGGAAGCCAACAAGGGACUGGACGCUCCCUCAGUCCAGGGAGAAGUAGAGAAAACAGUGGGAAGUCCUCUAGAGAGACGAGUCGUUCUCCCAGCCCUGGGAGGCUGAUGGAAGCAGGUAGCCAUGCUUGCCCCAAACAAGCAAGUUGCUGUGCUGUUUCUGCACAGCACCCACAGCCUUGCUGGAAAAACCAAAGGGAGGCAGUGCCGGCAGCAGCUGCUGGAAGGAAUCAAGGCCCAGAGAAUGACUGGCCUGGCAAAGGCAGGCCAUCAAACCGUUUUGUUCCUAGGAAGGAGAAUGGCUGGAAGGGUUGCAGCCAGCUUUCCUGUUCCACAAGUCUGCCAGGUAGUGAGCACAAGAGGGCUGGCCAAGGACAACCUGCCUGCUCCGCGAAACCAGAGGGUAGCCCCCAAACCCAAGAAGGACCCUUGUGUCAUGUGCACCCCAUGCAGCUCUUAGAGAGAGAGUGGCUAGGCCAAGGAGACUACCAGCACUCUGCAAAGUCUGGGCAGCCCCGGCAGCGGGAGAGCGUUUGGAGAAGCCAAGGAAGCCCAACAGGAUGGAUGGAUGACGAUGAACAGCAAAAUGUGGAGAGAUGCACAAGUCUCCGGAGGCUGGAGAAUCAAGCAGGGAGUGACUGGAGCAGUGAAGAUGACAAGCUUUCCUGCCAGCACCAGCUAGAUGGACCACAACCUCUGAAAAGCUCCUGCUCCUCAAGGAACCAAGACAUUUAUCUGGACACCAGCAAGAAACAGGAGCCGGAUCUUCUCAAUUUCAAGAAGGGAUGGAUGUCCAUACUGAACAAGCCGGGAGAGUGGACGAAGCAUUGGUUUGUGCUGACAGACUCGAGCCUGCGAUAUUACAGGGACUCCAAUGCAGAGGAGGCAGAUGACCUGGAUGGCGAAAUCGACCUGCGCUCUUGUACCGACGUGACAGAAUAUGCAGUGCAGCGGAACUAUGGUUUCCAGAUACACACUAAAGAUGGCGUCUUCACGUUAUCUGCAAUGACAUCAGGAAUCCGACGGAACUGGAUUGAAGCUCUGAGGAAAAGUAUACGCCCUGCCAGUGUGCCAGAUGUCACAAAGCUCUCUGAUUGCAACAAGGAGAAUGCCUUCCGCAGCUACGGGUCUCCCAAGAGCUCUUUCCGGUCAGAGGAGCAGCGACCCAGCACUGGACCUGAGGUCAUAGCCAAGGGCAGUGGCAGCAGCCGGAAGGCAGACAGCCAGCGCCAUGCCUUUGACUACGUGGAGCUGUCCCCCUUGCAGCAGGGCUCCCCUUUGAAUCAGGGCUCCCCACAGCGGACAAGGGGAAGCACAAGAGCUACAGACGGCAAGCGUGAAGAGCUGGAACGGGACCUCGCCCUCCGCUCCGAGGAGCGCCGGAAGUGGUUUGAGUCUCCGGCUACUGGCGUCCUGCAGACAGAUGGCCCCGUGGGGGAUUUCGGUCCUAAAACUGGGGUCCAGGACUCCGCGGGGAUGCCACUCACUGAGGCUCAGAGGAAUCGGCUGAGUGAAGAAAUCGAGAAGAAAUGGAAGGAACUGGAACGUCUGCCCCUAAAGGACUCCAAGCGGGUACCUCUGAUGGCGCUGCUGAACCAGGGCAAAGGAGGUCGUGAGGAUGCCAGCGAGGCACUAGAGAAAGAGGUCCAGCUGUUGAGGUCACAACUGGAGUCCUUGCGUGCCCAGAAUGAGGCAAAAUCUCACAGAGAUGUGCAAAUACCUCGAGGUUACAUCUCUCAGGAUGCGUGUGAGCGCAGUUUAGCCGAGAUGGAGACUUCCCACCGGCAGGUCAUGGCAGAGCUGCAGCGGCACCACCAGCGGGAGAUGGAGCGGUUGCAGCAGGAGAAGGAGCGGCUUUUGUCUGAGGAGGCAGCUGCCACUGCAGCAGCCAUUGAAGCACUGAAGAAGGCGCACAGGGAGGAACUCAACAAAGAGCUCAACAGGACACGUAGUUUCCAGAAGGGGGUAUCAGACGUGAAUACUCUCCAGCAACAACAUCAGUCCGAUGUGGAGUCUCUGAAGCGGGAGCUGCAGGUGCUUUCGGAGCAGUAUUCCCAGAAAUGCCUACAGAUCGGGGACCUUGUGCAGAAGGCAGAGGCGCAGGAGCAAACACUGCAGCACUGCCAACAAGAGGGAAAGGAGUUGCUGCGGCAAAACCAGGAGUUACAGAGGCGUCUGUCUGAGGAGAUUGGGCAGUUACGGGCCUUCAUUGCAGCCCAGAGCUCACGGGAUGGUGCUUCACACAACAACGAAAGAAGCUCUUGUGAGUUAGAGGUGCUGCUCCGAGUGAAGGAGAAUGAACUCCAGUAUCUGAAACAAGAAGUCCAGUGUCUUAGGGAUGAACUUCAAAUGAUGCAAAAGGACAAAAAGUUUGCAUCAGGGAAAUACCAGGACGUCUAUCUGGAGCUGAACCACAUCAAGCAGCGGUCUGAGCGAGAGAUUGAGCAGCUGAAGGAGCACCUGCGCUUAGCCAUGGCGGCCCUCCAAGAGAAGGAGAUGCUACACAACAGUAUCGGUUAGCUGUCUUUGUGUCCCUGGCCUUGAAGGACAGCGUUGUAUCCUAGCAACCAGCAUCCCUCUUCCAGGAAACAGGAACAUGACUCUUGUCAGACAAUCCAUCGCAUGCGCCUGCAUAACUCAGAGUGUUUGGGGCUGGAUCCUACUAUUUGCACCUUCUUUCAGAUUUUAUACACAAAAAUAUAUUUUAUAUGGUUUGGGGGUGGGUGGGUUUACAUUAGGAAAUCCUAUAUUUUGUUUUUAACCAGCAAUUGACCAGAGAAGUGAACUAGGUCCUCCUUCCCAGCCUCCCUUUUAGUCCUACUUAAUCCCUCUUCCAAAUCCUUGAGUAUAUAUCUAUAAUGAGUAUAUGGCUACCUUCUUCCCAUUCUGCUCAAGCAGACAAAUGAAGGCCACGCACACCUCACCUUUAUGACUAGUCUACUGGAUUGGACAGUGUUGCCUUAGGGUGAUCCAUGGUUUGAGAUGCACCUGGCUGGGAGAAAGUUGCGCUGGCAGUUAUGUCAGAAGGACAGGUUUGGUCCACAAAUUAUGCAGAGGUUUCUGUUCUGUUUGUUUGUUUGAUUUCACUAAGGAUCUGGGACUAGCCAUUCAUUUUGAUCUACUCAAAAGAAAGGUAGAUUUUGCUAUGUUGAUAAAAAAUGUCCAUGCAUCCUACUGUGAAGUCAGUAUCUACUGCAUUCCAGAAGCUCAUCUUCCAUUCGUGUGUUCCUGGUAGGGAGAGACUUCACCACUGAUGUCGCCAGAGCCAAAAAUGAUGAAGGCGGCAGAUUUUUCUUUCUUUCUUUCUGCACAAUUGUAAACUACCUUAAUAAAAUCCUCAAGAGA